Molecule: messenger RNA, 1885 nt
Organism: Aphis gossypii (cotton aphid)
Lineage: Eukaryota; Metazoa; Arthropoda; Insecta; Hemiptera; Aphididae
Exons: 2
Coding region: 128-1885 (585 amino acids)
Molecular function (GO): structural molecule activity
Source: RefSeq, a predicted model, not a curated record
UGUCGUCGUCGUCGUCGUCGUGGUCGAAAUUAUAGAAUAAUUUGAGCAAGCACCCAGUUCUUUUCCUCGCGCGAUGACGUCAUAAACGGGCGGCCAUGUAAGGUGAUAAUAAAAUAAUAAACAUGUGAUGCGAACAAUCAGUCUGUGGUUCGCAAUGGCAUCGGCCGGUUUAACUAUGUGCACUGGUCUGUUGGGCCAGGCACCCGUGGUUGGAAGCAAAAAUGCAGAAACCUAUGAAAAAAUUCAUAAUCAAGAGGCAGCAUGUGAUAAUGGUGGUAUCACGUGGUUUGGAAGUUCAUAUACAGGACCGGGUAAUAAGUUAUAUGACGCGAACAAUAAGUUUAUCGGAUGUUCGUUGCCUAGGACAGAAAUGGAUAAAGUCACGUUCCAACACGAUGUCGAUUAUAACAAUAUGACCAACCCGACAAAAGAUCAGGUAUGGGAGGCGGAUAAAAAAUCAAUAUUGGCAGCAAUGAACACUACCGACAAAUACUAUGGUAACGUUGCCACCAUUGUUGGCCUCGGACUCAAAAACAUUGCAGAACGUACACACGAAGCCAUAACCGGCAGUAAUAGUGCAAUAUAUCCACAGUGCGGUCGUGUAGAACCGGAACAAAAGGACAACGCCGCACAAGGAGCAGAGUCCAAGGGUAAUGAAGAACCACCUGAUACCACAACAAAAUCAACAAAUAACACUGACUCAAACGGACAAUUGCGUACUGAUCACCAGCACGUCGAUAACUUCGAUAAUAAUUUUUCAACUAGCGGUAAUAAUAUGGAAACUCCUACAUCGUCGUCCAAGAGGGCUGCUGAUUCCCCAGCGGGUGCUUCCUUUAGCAAGAAAUCCAAUAUGGUUUUACCUGGUACUGCUAGCGCCACUGCUUCUGACAGCGAUACGGGAAAUCCCAGUCCUGAAAAUGCUGUAUUACCUAGACCCAAUCACAUUUCAACAGGCUAUACUAUGGUAUUCAAAAAAUGUCAUUCAUUUAUAUCAUACGGAUUGGCUUGGAAAAUGUUGGACUUAUCUACUACAGUAAAAGGAUUGCACGUGGUAACAACUUCGUUGAAUCACAUACCGGUCGAAUAUCCGUUUUUGUAUUUAUCGCCCAGCGAAUACAGGUUAGUGAGUACUACACCGGGUUCAUUGUGUAAACACGUAAAAGUAAAUGUCGUAAUGCGUAAUCCGCGAACGGCCUUCGAGACCAAUGCAACUACGUCUAGUUUGGCUACACUGAAUCAAAAUAAAUUUGCCGUUGUCGCACAUAAUUUAACGAACAUUACUCGUGGUGUGAAUUACAAAUACGGUUUUGGAACUACCAAUGCGAUGAAUCCAACAUCGUGUUCCGAUGACAAUGCUAAAUAUCAAGAAGAAACUAUACAAGCAAUGUACGGUUGUAAGUACGACGGAAAACCAAUUUUUACCGGUGAAUUCGACGGUAUACCAAAUUCUUUUUUUCACUUACCGUUUCAUAACAACCAUUAUUACACUAUGGUAGCAGACAAAGGACACAGCACAAAACUGGGUUGGCCAUUAUUGAAUGAACUCAUCACAAAAAUUGAUGCUAGUUUCACAACCGGUAAAACUAUUGCCGAGUAUUCUUACAGCCCUAAAUUGGGAUUGUUGGGAAAACCGAUAGAAGGAGUUUUUAACGGGAUAUCGGGUAAAUCACUUACGGGAAAUGACAUUGUUAUUAUGGUGAAUAAAAAAAACCGAAGAGCUGGAUUCACACAGAUACAAAUCAAUAAAAAUACGGAAAAAGUGAACGAUACGGAAACCGAAGAACUUCGAGAUGAUUCGUACACAAAUUAUUUAACAGCAAACGCUAUUUUAAGCCUUUGGAAUGCGGUCAAUACAUAUGGCGUCACGGUGAUGACAGCGCUGUAG